AUGCCGCGAGGUCGACUGUCGAACGGGAAACGUGGGGCGACCAUUCCUAAGCGCCUGAGCUUAGCCAAGAAGGGAAAGGAGGUGGUGCAGCCGGAGCAAGAUGACGGGACGGGCGCCGAAAGUGCAGAUUCGUCCGAGCGCAGCGAGGAGGAUGACGAGGAAGGCUCAGACACAUCGGCUAGCGCCUCACACGAAGAAUCCGCCGACCCUGCUCCGGAGGCGAAGACGAACGACGAUGGGUGUGCGGGAACCGCUGCGCCCAAUGCUGACACGCGCGCAAGCCAAGGCGCGCGGGACACGGAUGUGCCUCGAGGUGACGGCCGAGGACAUGCGGACGGACCUGUGGACCGCACAUGCGGGAACACGUUGAACCCAAACGGCGAUGACGUGCGCAUCCCGAGCAGGGUCCUCGAGCAACUUAUACAGGCUCAGGACAAGAGCGCCAAGGAGAACGCGCGGUUGGAGGCGCUGUUCUUGAAUGCGAUGCCGACGUCGACGAUGACCUUCUACCCGAGCAGCGACGAUAAGACUCAUGGAGUGUGUGCGGUGCUGGACCGCCUGCCGCAUAGCUUCGCGUGCUUGGCGUUGGCGGCUGACAAGUCGCGACGCGCGGACCUCAACAAGACGCUCUCUGAGUGGAAGACGCGGGCCGCCGCCCGCGUGCGAGACAUUGCACUUCCCAAGCUCGGCUUGUUCCGCGACGACAGGGACGCAUCCAGCCCGUGGGCACCAGAGAAGGAGCGCAGUAUCGAGAAGAUCCGGGAGCGCAUUGGGCUUGGCGCUGACCGCCCUGAAACCCUGGUGCUCACGAGCUGGGCGACAGACCGGGACGGCAUGCCGUUUGCCUCUCGGGCGUUCGCGACAUGCGCGAAGGCUGCAUUCAGGCCUAAGAAGGCCGGGCUGGUGAUGACUCUGAAGGUGUACCACCUGGCCUGGUUGGAGCAUGUGGUCUCCGACUGCGUCCUCUACUGGGAGGAGAGGAAAGGCCGGCUUUCCAACUCGGCCGGGGGAAACGCCCACGUUGUGGACGGCCUCAAGGUCCUGGUGAAGGAGGCCGUGGAGAGGGCGAUCCGGAUCCGCAACCCGGAGUAUGACGCGGAGCGCGAGGCGUGGACCUGGGGCCGCCAUGGACUGCGCAUCUCUGCGUGCGGCCUGGAGCACAUGAAGCCCACCGCCACAGCUCAGUCCGAAGACCUUGUGGGGGAUGACGACCUUUCGGCGUCAGUUGGUGCUGAGUAG
Molecule: messenger RNA, 1239 nt
Organism: Closterium sp. Naga37s-1
Lineage: Eukaryota; Viridiplantae; Streptophyta; Zygnematophyceae; Desmidiales; Closteriaceae
Source: the annotation of a GenBank genome assembly